AAAAAGAAGCCCAAGCACCGACUUCCAUUUCUUGAAAAAAAUCAACAAAAGCUUAAAUUUUUCUCCUUUCUUUUUGUUCAAGAACAAGAUUUAGGAGCUUGAAAUCUUUCCCCUCUGCAGAAAAUCUCGGAUCUACUCUGCUCCUUCCUCCCUUCCGUCCGCUGCUCUUGGUGUGGGUGUGAGUUUUCCAGUUUUGUCGGCCUCCCUCAAACCCGCCAGCUCCAACUUUGCUUGCUGGAUUUCUGGUGCUGUUAUGGCUUAGAGCACUUGGAUUGAGUCCUCAAUUUUAUGCAAUUUAAGGUAAGUAAAUUAUGGUAAUGCCCUCCGAUUUUUAAAGCACAUUUUAGCUUGUUUUUGAAGUGGUGGGGGGACUAAACCCGUUUUACACAAGUAUGAUCGAUUUGAAAUGAAAUUAUUAUUCUUUUUAUUGAUUUGAUCAUACCUUCUUGGAGUUUACUUAACUGCCCUGAUGAUCUAGAAAUUAUUUGUGAAUUAUGAUUUUUCUGUUAACCUUUGCCUAGUUUUGUUUCCAAUAUGGUCAUGUUAUUUGUGUGCCCGCUAGUGAGAGGUUUAUAAACGCUAGUACAUGUCGAUAUGUGUUUCUGUAGAGCCAGUUCCUCCUGCCAGUGGGAGUUGUUAAACAUUAGUAUUUCUGUAAUCUUGCUAAUGGGAUUAUACACUAGUAAAUUGUGUGCCUGUCAGUGGGAGGUUUAUAACACUGGCCAUGACCCAUAGAGGAGACGUUUAUUUCAUUUCCGUACUCGUAUUUGUUUUUUGUGAUUAUAUUUGUUGGCAUGCUAUAAGUUUAAUUAAGGGCUAUCCAUAUUUACUUACUGAGUUAUCUCAUAGUUUUUCCUUGUCCACCAUUUUAGGAAGCGAAGUCAAGGAUAGGGAAAAACGAGGGGAGUGACGAGUUAGAAGGCUAGCCAUCUUGUAAAUUGAACAUAGAUUUUAGAUAUGAAUCAUGAUCUUGUAAGCUAGACUUUAUUUGGAGAUUUUAUCAUAUUAGAGCAAAUUUUUAUAAUUUUAUCUUCAGAUUUUGAGGUAUCAGAUUGUGGUAUCAUAAAGUUUUGAGCCUUGUGCAUUUGUGGGAUCCUCUCACAAGUGUACGGUGUCUGCCACGUCCCCGGAUUUGAGUUCAGGGGCAUGAGAGGGUCUCACUUCCUGAAAUGGUGGACAAGGAAAACUAUGAGGUAAGAUAUCUUAGUAAGUAAAAAUAUGGAUAGCCUAUGAGUAAAAUUUAAGCAUGCCUCAUAAACAAUUGAACAUAACAAAGCGUUCAAUGAUAAACCGUUAAUGCAGAAUAAGAUUCAGUAGUAAUCUCAUCUAUAAGUCAUGGCCAGUGUUUAACAAACUCCCACUAGCAGGCAUCAGUAAUAACCAAUGUAUUAUCCCAUUGGCAAGAUUACAGAAUGAACUGGUCCUAUCGAUAUACAUGUCGACAUGUGCUAGCGUUUGCAAACUCCCACUAGCGAGCGUUAGUAAUCAUGAUUAUAUUAGAGACAAAACCAUGUAGGAUUUACAAGAAAAAUCUAUAAUUCACAAUCAAUCUCAAAUUUCAAGAAUAAACUGGAAAAAUUCCAUGUGGGCAUGCUCAACCCCAAAAAUAAUAAAAAUUUUCAUUUCCA
Rubroshorea leprosula is the source of this 1628-nucleotide messenger RNA. NCBI's taxonomy places the organism in Eukaryota, Viridiplantae, Streptophyta, Magnoliopsida, Malvales, Dipterocarpaceae. The record is from the annotation of a GenBank genome assembly.